Messenger RNA from Rhinolophus ferrumequinum (greater horseshoe bat), 876 nucleotides. It is a transcript of the gene DYNLRB1, whose product is annotated as dynein light chain roadblock-type 1. Gene Ontology annotation, biological process: microtubule-based movement. The record is from RefSeq and is a predicted model, not a curated record. Gene Ontology annotation, cellular component: centrosome; cytoplasm; cytoplasmic dynein complex. Gene Ontology annotation, molecular function: dynein intermediate chain binding. The transcript has 4 exons. NCBI's taxonomy places the organism in Eukaryota, Metazoa, Chordata, Mammalia, Chiroptera, Rhinolophidae. Bases 522 to 827 code for a protein of 101 amino acids.
GUCCGUCCGGAACUGUUGGGUGGCGCUCGGAAGGUGCUGAGCACAGCCGUCCACCACCUUUCGCCUGACCUUCCAUCCUCCAAGGGCGUCUCAGAGCACCGGGCUGAAAAUCCAUGGGUCUGCGCGGGGCUGGGCCUGAGCUGAGUGGAGGGUGGAACCCAGGCGGCAUGGGCCUCCAGACCUGGACCGAGGGGACUCGGGCGGGGCCGCGGUAUUCCGCUGCCCCUUGACCGGAAGCAGGAACUCAGGCCUUGGCUAGGGACGACGGAGAUGGGGAGGCCGGCCCACAGGCCCCUGCAUCCUAGCAUCCUGGGCCUUGGUGCGCGAUAACAAUAACGAUAACAUUUCCUGGAAGCUUAAUUUGUGUCGGGCACUGCUAAGCGCCGUACGUAUCUUGGUUAUCCUCCUCACCACAUCUCUGUGAGGCAGAGGUGGAGGAGACACUGAAGCGGCUUCAGAGCCAGAAGGGUGUGCAGGGAAUUAUCGUGGUGAACACUGAAGGCAUCCCCAUCAGGAGCACCAUGGACAAUCCCACCACCACGCAGUACGCCGGCCUCAUGCACAACUUCAUCUUGAAGGCCCGGAGCACCGUGCGUGAGAUCGACCCCCAGAACGACCUCACCUUCCUUCGAAUUCGCUCCAAGAAAAACGAAAUUAUGGUUGCACCAGAAAACAGAGGUGAUGGUCCUUCCUCCCUGUCUGCUCUGGGAAGAUUAGAAAAGGCUGCGCUGCCGAGCACAGGCCGCUGCCGGUCACACUUGGCAGAAGCCCCCACAGGGGACGUGCAAGUUUACCUUCUGUUUGCCCAGCGACUGGAAGUAGCCUGAGCACUGCUGCUUUUCAAUCCCCCCCUUCCACCGCAUUUUAUGGUUGGUG